This is a messenger RNA of Penicillium crustosum, 1108 nucleotides long. Its product is annotated as DUF3429 domain-containing protein. Lineage: Eukaryota; Fungi; Ascomycota; Eurotiomycetes; Eurotiales; Aspergillaceae. The record is from RefSeq and is a predicted model, not a curated record. The transcript has 4 exons. Bases 20 to 931 code for a protein of 303 amino acids.
GCUGUAUUAUCUCCCCACCAUGUACCGCAACGCUGCCGCCCGCUCUGCGCUCCGCGCAUUCUCGAGCUCCAAUGCCUCCGUGGCUCGCUCCGCUCUGGGUAACCAGAUCUGCAAGGCCCAGAUGACCUCGUCUGCCCGCAAUCUGCUCCGUCCCUCCGUCUCGCCGAGCUUCGCGCUCGCCGCUCACAAGCCUGUUACCACCGCUCUUGUGCGCUACUCGUCUUCUUCGGCUAAGCACGAUGAGGAGGAUAUUGAUGUUAUGGCGGGUAUGAAGUCCGAGGCGAAAGUUAUCAAGGAGACCUUCAGCCUGGCUGGUGUCCCCAAGCAGGCCCUCUACCUCGGUAUGGCUGGUGUCGUCCCCUACCUGGCCACCUCCAUGCAGACUGUCUUCCUCUCCUACGAGAUCAACCGCGCCGCUGCUCUUGGUGACGGUCUGAUCUUCUCCGGCCAGAGCGCCGAGCUGAUGCUCCACAUGCUCGAGCCCAUCCAAAUCGGCUACGGUGCCGUUAUCCUUUCUUUCCUUGGUGCCGUCCACUGGGGUCUUGAGUGGGCUGGAUACGGCGGCAAGUUCGGUUACCGCCGCUACGCCGCCGGUGUGAUCGCCCCCGCUGUGGCCUGGCCUACUCUGCUGUUCCCCGUUGAGUACGCUCUGAUCAGCCAGUUCCUCGCUUUCACCUUCCUGUACUACAACGAUGCCCGUGCUGCCGCCGCUGGCCGUGCUCCUCACUGGUACGGCAUGUACCGUUUCGUGCUGACCUUCGUUGUCGGUGCCUCCAUCGUGGCUACCCUGAUCGGCCGUGAGCAGAUCCAGCAGACCCUUGCCUCUGAGCACAGCAUCAAGGACAAGAUCAACGCUCUGAUCUUCCUGCAGAAGAAGGAGAAGGAGGAGGCCGAGGCUCGCCGUCGCAGCGAGAUCGAGGAUUCCGAGUAAAUUUGCCUUUUGACAAGGCGGACGUCAUCCCCCAAGACUGAUCUCGAUGUUUGCAUUACCCGUGAUUUCCUGUAGAAUAUACGCAGAACGCAGUAGGGCGGCCACUGAAAUUUUUCUUUUGUUUAAUUGAAGUGUCAAUAGUUGGAGACACCGGAGUGUUCUCGUCCAAGUAGCCAC